This is a messenger RNA of Ambispora leptoticha, 440 nucleotides long. Lineage: Eukaryota; Fungi; Glomeromycota; Glomeromycetes; Archaeosporales; Ambisporaceae. The record is from the annotation of a GenBank genome assembly.
AUGCUUGAUUCUAUUGAAGACCCUCAUAAUUUUGGGGCAAUUUUACGGACUGCUGCGGCUCUUAAUAUUGAUGGAGUAAUUAUUGCCAAAAAAAAUCAGGUGCCGGUCAAUAGCACCGUAGUUAAAGUUUCGGUUGGUGGAGUAGCCUAUGUUCCGGUUUGUCAAGUCGAUAGUUUAGCGGAAGCAGUUAACGAAUUAAAAAAAAGGGAUUACAGGAUUAUCGCAACUAUUUGUGAACCAGGAGCCCAGGAAUACAAUAAAUUCAAUUUUGAUUUCCCAACUUGCCUAAUUUUUGGCAACGAACAUGAAGGGAUUAGAAAAAGUUUAAUUAAAAAGAGCGAUUAUCCCCUUUAUAUCCCAAUGAGUAAUAAUAUUGGUUCCUUAAAUGUUUCGGUCAGUUGUGGUAUUAUUUUGGCCGAAGCAGUUUCCCAAUGGGGGAA